This is a messenger RNA of Elaeis guineensis (African oil palm), 1610 nucleotides long. RefSeq lists its product as uncharacterized. The record is from RefSeq and is a predicted model, not a curated record. NCBI's taxonomy places the organism in Eukaryota, Viridiplantae, Streptophyta, Magnoliopsida, Arecales, Arecaceae.
UUGUCGGUGCAGCUGUUUUUCCUUUGGCUCUCUCAUAAAAUAUCUUUAUGGUCACUACCUUCAACACCCCAAUUUUGAUUAACAUCUGAACAAGAGAGCUUUUUGGUGGGCUUGGGUUGAUCUUUUCAUCAAACAAGACUUUGUUUCAUUCUUCCCCCUGUUGCUUGUUGGUAUUGCUGAGCAAAUUACUUGGUUACUCUGGCAUAUAAGUGACGAAGAAAUCAGGAGAUAUUGUUGAAGGACAAAUCGUUCUCCAUAUGGAACCUCAGUCUCUGGUUGGAGGGGAAAAUGAAGAAGCCACAUUCAGUUCAAUACCCAGAUCACCACUUCUAAAUCAAAGACCAAAUAGCAUGAUUGUGAAGAAAGUAUGUCCUCGCGAAUUCAUCCCUCCCCACAUAGUUGCUGAGGCCAUAUCAACUCUCCAUGGUCUUGAUCUGAGAUGGUCAGGACCAAUUACUCCAAGUGAGAUGGAAUAUGUGAGCCAGUAUGUCCAUGCCAAGUAUCCACAAUACUCGCAUGGCCUCAUCGAGGAAGGCGAUAAGACUGACCUCUACUCAAGGUAUUAUAGCACAUCAUCGCCCGGCAACCCCGACGACAAACGCAGGUCUCCAAGGGGAGGACUAAGAGAUGCCCCAUAUUCACUUUCAAUAGGAAGCCACCUCCCUGACCUCGACAAUACUCAAUUGGAGCCUUCGAGGCUUCUGUACAUUCUCACUAGGAAGUCCUCCUUCCCUGGCAGCUUCAUAUCGAUCCCAGAGAUCCAAGCCCGCAACCGUGUCCUUAAACAUUGUGGCCUGACUGAUGAGGAAUACCUUGUGCUCUUCACUCCAAAUUAUAAGGAUGCCAUGAUGCUGGUAGGAGAGAGCUAUCCUUUCUUCAGGUACAAUUACUACAUGACCAUCAUCGACGACGAGAUGGACUACGUAAGGGAGUUUGCAACAUAUAAGGAAUCAAAGGUGAUCUCAGCACCUGAGACUUGGUUGGAUCUCAGGAUCAAAGGAUCACAACUGAGCCAGUACUUUAGGAGGAAGUGCAAGCAUAGCCCCAAGGGGCUCUUCUCCUACCCUGCUGAGGUGAGAGGGACCAGGUACUCCAUGCAUUGGGUCUCGGAGGCACACCGGAAUUCAUGGCAUGUGCUUCUUGAUGCUACUGCACUUGUUGUUGGGGAGGAUCAGCUGAGCCUUGCGCUCCAUAGGCCGGAUUUUGUGCUCUGUACUCUUGAUGACAAGCAUGCUCACCCUUCCAAGAUCACUUGUCUAUUGGUGAGAAGGAAGUCCUUUGAUACUUCAGCCUCAGCAUCAAACUAAUUUUCCUGUUUAAGGGUUAGAUUGGCUGCACUUUCUGUACUUUUAUGUGCUUUAAUUGGAGAUGGUGGUACUGAAACCAAUCUGAAAUUUGGCUCUAGGAGGAAAGCUAUAACUUCUCUAAAUUAAAUAUCAAGAUGUUAACAAUAUGGAGAUGGAAAAUAAAAAAGGAAUGAAUAACUCAUAUCUACUGGUAGGGCACUUAUGUACAUUCAUCUAUGUAUGCCAGUGUGCUAGAACCCUUGUAUUAUCAAAUGCAUGUAUUUUGCCCCAAACUUGAAUUCAAACAGAGGGUAUAGCAGGCUG